Molecule: messenger RNA, 3348 nt
Organism: Dunckerocampus dactyliophorus (ringed pipefish)
Lineage: Eukaryota; Metazoa; Chordata; Actinopteri; Syngnathiformes; Syngnathidae
Gene: ano10b
Product: anoctamin 10b
Exons: 16
Coding region: 197-2245 (682 amino acids)
Biological process (GO): chloride transmembrane transport
Cellular component (GO): plasma membrane
Molecular function (GO): chloride channel activity
Source: RefSeq, a predicted model, not a curated record
AACCCUCCACACCCUGCAGUCUGGGGAAGUUCCUCUGCAUUCCUGCCAUACACACUCACACACACACACACACACACACACACACGCACACACAGAGAAAGCUAUGGUGACUCUGCUGCUGUCUGAGAGGGGGUGUGGUGUGGGCCUGUAGGACUGGAGACCAGAACCUCAUCAUACAGGACCUGUCAGAGUCAUCAUGAGUAAGGCAGGACGUGAUGACCCUGAAAAGUCACCUGGUGAAAAACCUCCUGGUGCUGCAUCUACUGGGCGAGGAUGGACCAAGGUCAGCUGCCCGUGUUGCGUGUCGGAGGCGGUUGAGCCGCUGGUUCUGGUGAAACUUGGAGAAAAGGUCCGUCCUGAGACCAAAAGGUGGCUCAUCAGACUGAUUGGAGCUCCACAGAGAGAAGGAGGGGCAGCAUUACUGGCCCAUCCAGGUGAAGAUGCCAGCGGUGAUAUCAUUGUGGUCUCUGCCCCACGGUGCACAUUACUGCGAGCCACUGAGGAGCUGGGUUUGUGUAAGACUUACUGCACUGGAGAAAUGGAGACGUUCUCAUAUGAAGACAAAGACAACUUUAGACACGCAGACAACAUGGAGGUCUUUCUGACGCUGGCUGAGAGACAGUACAUGGUGAAGUACGAGCUGGAGGGUCUGCAUGCACAGAGGGAUGUGAGGAUUCCUGGUCUGGCUGACAACUACACCCUACAACACAGAGAUAACAUCUGGCAGAAGAUGAGCUCUGCCGGUGUGGUUGUGGACACUUUCCCCCUUCAUAAACGGCAAAAACUGAAGGAGCUCAGUGAGUCGUGGUACUCUGGGAAUCAGCUGUCUCAGCCGCUGGAUUCAGUCAACGCAUAUUUUGGCAGCACGGUGGGCUUUUACUUCAGCUUCCUUGAUUUCUACACGUGGUCUCUGCUGCCCCCUGCGAUAAUGGGCCUGUCAAUCACAUACUUCUCCAGUGAGGUUCAGAAGGAGGUGGUGGAGUCAGUCUCUGGCUCGCAGGUGGAGAACCUGGAAGAGGACACAGGACUCCCCAUCAGUGGUCACAUGAUCCAGGCUGUGUUCAGCAUGCUGUGGUCCACUGUGGUCAUGGAGCUGUGGAAGCGUCGCAGCUUCACCCUCUCCUACCGCUGGGGGACCCUUCACCUUGCUGAGCGUUUUGCAGAACCCCGUCCUGGUUUCCAUGGUCAUCUUGGGGUGAACCCUGUCACUGGUCGUGUGGAGCCACUAUUUCCUGAAUGGCAGAGGGAUCUCCGAAUGGCACUGGUCUCGGUCCCUGUGGUCGGAAUGUUUCUGGGACUGGUGGUCCUCGGCAUGCUGUGUUUCUAUUGGGGGGAGCACCAGGCGAUGCGGCUCCAUGAGGACUGGGACUCGCUGGUGUCGCAGACGUUGCUCUACGCGCCCUCUGUGCUUCACAUUGUCUAUACGAACGUGCUGGCUACUGUUUACAAAACGGUGGCACAAUCUCUGACUGAAUUUGAGAACCACAGAGAAGAGUCUGCCUUCCAGAACCACCUAACAGCCAAAGUCUUGGUGUUCACAUUCUUUAACUACUUUGCGGUACUCUUCCACAUUGCAUUUGUCAAGCAAGAUGUGCCUUUGCUGCGCAAGCGCCUGGCUUCGUUGCUGAUUGUGACCCAGCUGGUGAACCAGGUCACGGAGGUGGUCGUACCCUUCCUGGUGGACCGCUUUGUUAGCGCCCCCCACAGGACGGAGCGCGAGGAUGACCCGCAGGAGGACAAAUUUAGGAAUCAAAUCACCCUGCCGGUUUUCCCUGGCCUGUUUGCAGAGUACAUUGAGCUGCUGGUGCAGUUUGGCUACUUGAGUCUUUUCUCAUGCGUUUACCCUCUGACGGCCGUGCUGCUGCUCAUCAACAACAUCACAGAGAUCCGCACCGACGCCUACAAGAUCUGCAAACUGUUCCGCAAGCCUUUUUCCCCCCCCGUGGCCAACAUGGGCGUGUGGCAGAUUGCUUUCGAGAUCCUGAGUUUUAUUGCUGUUGUGUCGAACUGCUGGCUGCUGACGCUCUCGCCUCAAUUGCAAAGGAUGCACCAGGGCGGCGAGAUGAGCAGCGCCAACAUCCUGCUGUUGGCCGUGCUCGCUGAGCACGUUCUCGUCUUAAUCAAGCUGAUUAUGGCAGCCGUCAUCCCGGAUGAGCCGGAAUGGAUCCGGAAAAAGAGAGCCCACAUCGAGUACACGUCCAUGCAGGCUCUAAGACAGCAGGGCCUGCCUGCUGACGAGUCCUGAUUGUGUUUCAAAAUGCGAGGGGCUGUGGAUCAACACGACCGAAAAAGAACGAUAAUUGAGCUCCGAUCGCAUGACGCUGUGCCCUCAUGCUCCUCAUGUAGGCUUUUAAAGAUGCCAUUUUCAACUUUGGAAAUACGUUGACUGUUAGCAGUCUGCCCCGUCUGACAACACCCAUAAGUGAUGGCUCAGCUCAGCUAAGUUGAUUUAAAAUAAGAUUUAUUGCGAUAUUACGGUAUAUAAACGUGACCAUCAUUUUUAUGGUGCAUUUAUUUUAGCAGAGAGACAGAACACUGUCAAUCAACAAAAACUCUCAUAACGGUGGCAAAUGAUUUGAUUAAGAGAAAGUGAAGUGAGUGUAAACAUAUACAAAAAAACAAACAAGGUCCAUCUCAUUAAAUUAGCCUAUCUUUAAAAAAGUGUGUUUAUUUCACGACUUCAAUUGAAAAAGUCAAACUUUUCCAUGCAAUAUUCUAUAGAUUCACUACUCACACAGCGAAGUAUUUCAAGGAGGUGUUUCUUCAUCAUUCCGAUGAUUAUAGGGUACAGCUAAUAAAAAGCCCAAGUUUAGUAUCUAAUGAAAUAAGAAAAAAUGCCAAAAAGUCUCCAUUUGUGGCUUUUGCAAUGUUGUGUGCAAACUGAAUGUUCAAGGACAUAAAAAAGAAAGCUCUGAUGGUCGGGGUUUGGGACGGCACUGACCGUGUUUGUGUUGCGAGCAAAGAGGGAACCCUCCCCUCAACAAACACACGUGCUUAUGCUUUCGUACAUGAGCUAUUUUUGCGUGUACAGCACACACGCAAAAAUCGUGCCUCUAGUGCAGGGGUGGGCAAAGUUUCUGACUCGCGGGCCGCAUUGAGUUAACAAAAUUGGCCCGGGGCGGGGGGGCAUAGUGUAUAUUUGAUAAACGCACAGUAAUUUAAGUUUAUAAUUCAGUAUAUUUUAUAAUAAAACAGUCCACGUGGAAGGAUUUGUCUUAUUUUAUAUGUAAAAGUGUCAUACAUGUGUCAUGUGCUUGUGUCCCUUUUUACAGGAGUACUUUAAACAUCUUUUUUUUUUUUUACUGAAUAAGACAACCGGAAUGUACAUGAAUAAAGGAUGUGCAGUGG